AUGCGCGCGCGCGCCGAGGCGACGGUGGACGGCGCGGCGCCGGUGCUGCCGUUCCGCGUCGGGCACGGGUUCGAUUUACAUCGUCUCGAAUCCACGGCGGAGUUCCCGGAGCUGAAACUGAUCAUCGGUGGGAUAGAGAUUCCGCACGACCGCGGGUGCGUGGCGCACAGCGACGGCGACGUGUUGAUGCACUGCGUCGUGGACGCCAUCACGGGUGCGCUCGGAUUGCCGGAUAUCGGACAGCUGUUCCCCGACACCGACCCGAAAUGGAAAGGGCAAACGAGCGACGUGUUCGUCAAGGAAGCGGUGCGGUUGAUGAAACUGGAAGGGUACUCCAUAGGCAACUUGGACUGCACGCUCAUCGCGCAGCGACCGAAGAUUUCGCCGCACAAGGAUAAUAUUCGAGCCAAUGUGGCGAAGGUUUUGGGCGUGCACGAGGCGGUGGUGAACGUCAAGGCGAAGACGCACGAAAAGGUGGAUUCUUUGGGGGAGAACCGUAGCAUCGCGUGCCACACCGUCAUCAUGUUGAUUAAAGAUUAA
Molecule: messenger RNA, 540 nt
Organism: Ostreococcus lucimarinus CCE9901
Lineage: Eukaryota; Viridiplantae; Chlorophyta; Mamiellophyceae; Mamiellales; Bathycoccaceae
Gene: MCS
Product: 2-C-methyl-D-erythritol 2,4-cyclodiphosphate synthase, putative chloroplast precursor (MECPS) (MECDP-synthase) (ISPF)
Exons: 1
Coding region: 1-540 (179 amino acids)
Biological process (GO): terpenoid biosynthetic process
Molecular function (GO): 2-C-methyl-D-erythritol 2,4-cyclodiphosphate synthase activity
Source: RefSeq, a predicted model, not a curated record